UAAAUAUAGUUAACUUGGCGGCGGUUGCAAUGGUCGAGCCGCAGGACGCGACCGAGGUGGUGCUCUUCAAGCGCAAGGACUUUUUGGCGACGGACGAGGCCGCCAAGAGCCACCCAAACCGAACGUACUACUACCGGAAGGAAUCCGACUUGGAAAAGGUCAUUGACUCGUGCACAAAAAAGCUGGCGGCCGACCCGACCGACGCGACGACGUUUGCGGUGCGCGGCGCGUCGCACAUGAAGAAGACGGAGUGGGCCGCGGCCGUGAGCGAUUUUAGCAAGGCGCUGCAACUGGCACCGUACGACGCCAACAGCUACUACAACCGAGGGCUGGCGUGGAGCAACCUGAACGAGCCGCAGCGGGCGAUCGACGACUUCACACACGCGCUGCAGCUCAACCCAAACCACGUCAACGCGGCGUACGCGCGCGCGUCGUCGUUCAACAAGCAAGGCGACUUUUCCCGCGCGAUCGAAGACUACAACUUUGCACUGAUGAAGGACCAGCAGUGCGCCAAGGCCAAGGGCAAGGCCAAAACCAAGUCCGCACCCCACCCGACCGCACUCACUGGCAACCUCCAUACCACGACCAUCAACAACAACAACAACACUACUAAUGUCCACGGGAUGACCAAGCACGCGAGCAGCAGCAUGGUGCUUGGCAUCGAAGCGUACGCAAAAUUGCGCGAGAAGGAGCUUCUCGACAAGAUGACGCAGCGCAAGCAGCAAAUCGCAUCGUCGACGCCGCGCGAUGUCUCUAUCCUAUCCGAAGCCGUCGGUCAUGACGCAGUACCGUCCGAGAGCGUGACGCAUGAGGCAACGACGACCGACGACGACGCCGAAGCGCACCACGUCCGGGGGUUUGCCUUUCGGAAAGAAGGCCAGUUUGAGCUCGCAGUCCAAGAGUACUCGCGCGCGAUUGCGGCCAACCCUGCCCACUUCAAAGCCCACUUCAACCGGGGGUUUGCGUACGACAAACUGCGGCAAUUUGAACUCGCGGUCGCCGACUACUCGACAGCGAUUUGCCUCGACCCGACCAACGCGUUUGCCUACUACAACCGUGGCAUCUCCCUCGACCGGAGUGGCAAUUAUACUGGCGCGGUCCGUGAUUUCACCAAAGCCAUUGCGCUCCUCCCGACAAACGCCGAUUUCUACCACAACCGCGGGUUUUGCCACCGCAAACAAGGGCGGUUUGACUUGGCCGUGCGCGACUACACGGCCGCGAUCCAGCUGCACCCGACCCACUUUAAAGCGCUGUAUAACCGCGCAUUUUCGUACGACAAGAUGGAGCAGUUUGAAGCGGCGGUUCUGGACUAUACAGCAGCGCUGCGGAUCGACCCAAAGAGCGCCAACGCCUACCACAACCGGGGCAGUACGUGGGAGAAGAUGAAGCGGCUGCCCGACGCGAUCGCCGACUUUAACCAAGCCAUCGCACUCGUGCCGCACGCGGCCUCGAGCUACAACAGCCGCGGCCUCGCGUUCGACCAGCAGGGGAAGCACGCGCAGGCGUUGACCGACUUUGACACGGCGCUGCGGCUCGAGCCAAGAAACCCGAUCUUCUUGCACAACCGCGGCUACUGCUACCGCAACCUCGGCCACUUUGAGAAGGCAAUUGCCGACUACUCGGCGGCGCUAGCGAUCGAACCGACCAACGUCGCAGCCUACAACAACCGAGGCUACGCACGGCGCAAGCAAGGGCGGUUCGAGGCCGCCGUCGACGACUACUCGGCCGCGCUGCAACUGGACCCGACAAGCACGCGCACGCUGAGCAACCGCGCGUACUCGUACGCCAAGAUGGGGCGGUACGCGCAGAGCAUCGCCGACUACACGUCCGUCCUGUCGCUCGAGCCCACGAAUGCGUACGCGCUGCACAACCGCUCGCUUCUACAAGACAAAGUGCGCGAUGGAAAAGUUGUCUAACGCCAAAAGGACACUUUCUAAUGAGGUUAAAUCGGUAAAAUGGUUCCGACCGAUAUUAGAGCUUGAA
Saprolegnia diclina VS20 is the source of this 1983-nucleotide messenger RNA. RefSeq lists its product as hypothetical. Lineage: Eukaryota; Oomycota; Saprolegniomycetes; Saprolegniales; Saprolegniaceae. Gene Ontology annotation, molecular function: protein binding. The record is from RefSeq and is a predicted model, not a curated record. The transcript has 11 exons. Bases 30 to 1916 code for a protein of 628 amino acids.